Messenger RNA from Gossypium raimondii (Peruvian cotton), 1526 nucleotides. RefSeq names its product myb-related protein 306. The record is from RefSeq and is a predicted model, not a curated record. The transcript is spliced from 3 exons. NCBI's taxonomy places the organism in Eukaryota, Viridiplantae, Streptophyta, Magnoliopsida, Malvales, Malvaceae. Bases 304 to 1299 code for a protein of 331 amino acids. Gene Ontology annotation, biological process: response to auxin.
AACCACAUUGAAUGCAACGCGUUUUUGUGAGGCAGAAGAGGCAUUGGCUUUGCCGUAGCUCAGCUGACUUCGCCAUUUCAUUGAAUUAAUGCCCCUUGCUGUCAUCUUUUGACUCUUUGCAUACACCCCCCAGUUGCAAAAAAAGGUCUCUUUAAAGUUUAACCCCUCUCUCUCCCAUUUUUUUCUUAUAUAUGCCAAUUGCAAAGUCAUAAACUCUGCCUUAGACCCUUGUCUUCAAUUAACCACAGAAAUUCCUAUAGAAUAUCUGUUUCUUUGGUUGAGGUUUUCAGAAGGUAACUGGUAAUGGGGAGACCACCUUGCUGUGACAAAGUCGGUGUGAAGAAAGGUCCAUGGACUCCUGAAGAAGAUAUCGUCUUGGUGUCUUAUAUUCAAGAACAUGGUCCUGGGAAUUGGAGAGCUGUUCCUACCAAUACAGGGUUGCUCAGAUGUAGCAAGAGUUGCAGGCUUAGAUGGACUAAUUACUUGAGGCCCGGGAUUCGAAGGGGUAACUUUACAGAACAUGAAGAGAAGAUGAUAAUCCACCUUCAAGCUCUUUUAGGCAACAGAUGGGCUGCAAUAGCAUCUUACUUGCCUCAAAGAACAGACAAUGACAUUAAAAACUACUGGAACACUCAUCUGAAGAAGAAGCUGAAGAAACUCCAUGGAAGUGAAGUUUAUUGCAGAGAUGGGUUCACAUCAUCAGCUGCAUCAGACCAGAUUUCACGAGGUCAAUGGGAGAGAAAGUUGCAGACUGAUAUAAAUAUGGCUAAACAGGCUUUAUCAGAUGCAUUGUCCCCUGAGAAAUCAAGUGAUUUAACUGAGUUGAAACCUUGUCAUGGGAACACUUAUGCCAAACCAGAAGGGUAUGCAUCAAGCACGGAGAAUAUAGCUAAGCUGUUGAAAGGGUGGAUGAGAAAGAACCCAUUAAAGCCUGCUUCAACAAACUCUGGUGUCACUCAACAAUCAUAUGACAACAUGGUGGCUACUGGGGUGACCACUGAUUCAGCUAAUUCUAGUGAAGGGAAUGAUCAAAGGUGCAGCAAGCCAAUGUGUGAGGGUUUUGAGUCGUUGUUUGUGUUUGGAUCUUUUGAUUCUUCAAAUUCAGAUGAUUUCUCACAAUCCAUAUCAACUGAGGCAAGCCUUAGUUUGCAAGAUGAAACAAAGCCAGAUCUUAGUCCCCAACUUUCAUUGCUUGAGAAAUGGCUUUUUGAUGAUGCUGCAAAUCAAGGGAAAUAUUACCAGCUUAGUGAUAUCACAUUAGAUGAAAACCCUAGUUUUUUUCUAGAGGGGGGGAUUUGAGAGUUCUUGUUAUAGGAGCUUUUGGGGAUUCUUUCUUGGCUUAUUUUUUUUCAGUCACCCCCUUUAGUGGUACCACAGAAGUGUAAAUUUUCACUAUAUUAGUGUGUUGGCAGAUACCUUUGGUCGAGAAUAAGUAAUUUCUGCCUUCAAUCCUAUUUAGACAAUGAUUUGUCUGCUUUGUAAAAUCUUGAAUUUGGAAUUAUAAGAUGAUUUAAACUUACUCCCAA